Messenger RNA from Anolis carolinensis (green anole), 1153 nucleotides. It is a transcript of the gene marchf2, whose product is annotated as membrane associated ring-CH-type finger 2. The transcript has 5 exons. The record is from RefSeq and is a predicted model, not a curated record. NCBI's taxonomy places the organism in Eukaryota, Metazoa, Chordata, Lepidosauria, Squamata, Anolidae. Bases 264 to 1001 code for a protein of 245 amino acids. Gene Ontology annotation, biological process: protein ubiquitination. Gene Ontology annotation, molecular function: ubiquitin-protein transferase activity; zinc ion binding.
GGAAAAGGGGCGGGCCUCGCUGUGCCAGUCAGGUGAGGACGUUUGCGUACAGAAGCGGCCGCGGUGGCGGCGGCGGAGGAGGAGGCCUGCUUCUUCCCGGCCCGGCGGCGGAAUGCGGCGGAACGGACCGCGGCGCUGAGGCCGAGGAAGAAGAAGAGGCGGCGGAGAGGGAGGAACCGAGGAAGGCAGGCCAGUGAGGAGGAGGAUGAUGGUGAUGGUGGUGAUGAUGCUGCUUCCCCGCUGAUGCCGGCCCCCCGGUUGCCAUGACGACGGGCGACUGCUGCCCGCUGCCCGGCUCCCUUUGUGACUGUCCGGCCGGCAAGCGGGUGGAGGAGGGGGCGGAGCCGGACCGGCCGCAGUACGUGGCCCAGGUGACCGCCAAGGACGGGCGCCUCCUCUCCACCGUCAUCAAGGCCCUCGGCCCACAGAGCGAGGGCCCCUUCUGCCGGAUCUGCCACGAGGGCCCCAGCGGGGAGGGUCUGCUCUCGCCCUGCGACUGCACCGGCACCCUGGGCGCCGUCCACAAGAGCUGCCUCGAGAAGUGGCUCUCCUCCUCCAACACCAGCUACUGCGAGCUCUGCCACACACAGUUCGUGGUCCAGCGCCGACCACGGCCCCUCACCGAGUGGCUGCAGGAGCCGGGCCCGCGCAACGAGAAGCGGACGCUGUUCUGCGACAUGGUGUGCUUCCUGUUCAUCACGCCGCUGGCCGCCAUCUCGGGCUGGCUCUGCCUCCGGGGGGCCCAGGACCACCUCCAGUUCAACAGCCGCCUCGAGGCCAUCGGACUCAUCGCCCUCACCAUUGCACUUUUCACCAUCUACGUCCUCUGGACGCUGGUCUCAUUCCGCUACCAUUGCCAGCUGUACUCAGAGUGGCGACGGACCAACCAGAAAGUCCUGCUGAUGCUGCCGGACUCGGCCAAGCCCGGCCCGCCCCCGGCCCCGCACUCCCUGCUCUCCGCCAAGCUGCUCAAGAAGAAGGCCGACGAGACCACGGUAUGAGGAACCCCCCACGGCUCGGACAAUCCGCCCGGCAACAGGCCUCCGGGCGCGUGCAAUGGGCGGCGGGUCCCAAGCCCCCCGUCUCCCCACUUUUGACUAUGGGCAAGGAUUUGGCAAAAUAUAUAUAUAUCUAUCUCCAUAUAUCUACCUGA